AGAACUACACCCAACCAAACCAAAAGAGUCACAAUUCGGGAACCACCAUAUUUAGUUAAGCAGGAAUUUUUCUUCUUCCCUUUUCACUUCUUCAGCCCUCUAGAGUUGCAUGUCUUGCGUAGCAAUGACAGGGAACUUUGGGUGGGGCUCAAACUCCAUGGAAGAGGUGUGGAGGAAAGGUCCUUGGACUGCCGAGGAAGACAAGUUGCUUAUUGACUAUGUGAAGUUGCAUGGGGAGGGAAGGUGGAACUCUGUGGCUAGGCUCACAGGGCUCAAGAGGAAUGGGAAGAGCUGUAGAUUGAGGUGGGUGAAUUACUUGAGGCCUGACCUCAAGAGAGGUCAGAUAACCCCACAUGAAGAGAGCAUCAUCCUAGAGCUCCACGCUAGGUGGGGAAACAGAUGGUCAACAAUUGCAAGAAGCUUGCCAGGGAGGACAGACAAUGAGAUCAAGAACUACUGGAGGACCCAUUUCAAGAACAAGGCCAAGGCCUCUCUGAACAACCCGGACAGGUUGAAAGCGGCGCGUAUUCUGCGGCGCCAACAAUUUCAUCAUCAUCAGCAACAGCAACAGCAACAGCAACAGCAACAGCAGCAGCAACAUCAGCAAAUGCAACAGCAGCUGCCCCAACAGCAACAGCAAUUGCAACUGACUCCGGUUGACAUGAGGAGCAUCCUGUCCCUGCUCGAAGAAAACAACGACCACCACCACAGAAUCCCGUACGCACCCCAAAUCCGACCCGAGAUCGCGGGGGCAUGUCCCAAUAACUUCGGCUAUGACCAGUGCUUGUUCUACUCUGUUUUCAAUGCUUCUCUUCCUGAGGCCUCGUCAUCAACAUCAACAAAUGAGGAUUUCUUGUGGGAGGAUGGCUUGUGGAGCAUGGAAGAUGUGCAUGGGAUCAACUGCGGCGCUCCUUAUGCAACAGGCAAAGCCACUAUGCACAAUCUGGUCGCUCCCUUCUGUUGAAAAUCUUUCUUGUUUUGCUGGGUCGUCAGUUAAAAUACUACUGAAGUACUAAUUUGGCUACAUUAUGGGAAAGGCUCUAAAGCUGGAGCUUUUAUGUUUGGUUGUCCGAGCUUUUAUGAAGAUUUGAGCAUAAUUCUGUAACCUGUCGAAAAAAAUAGUAUCAAAUUUUUGCUAGCAAGGAGCAUUUUCAAC
This is a messenger RNA of Rhodamnia argentea, 1156 nucleotides long. Its product is annotated as transcription factor MYB13-like. The record is from RefSeq and is a predicted model, not a curated record. The coding region runs from base 110 to 964 and encodes 284 amino acids. Gene Ontology annotation, cellular component: nucleus. Gene Ontology annotation, biological process: regulation of DNA-templated transcription. The transcript has 3 exons. Lineage: Eukaryota; Viridiplantae; Streptophyta; Magnoliopsida; Myrtales; Myrtaceae. Gene Ontology annotation, molecular function: DNA-binding transcription factor activity; sequence-specific DNA binding.